This is a messenger RNA of Phytophthora nicotianae INRA-310, 1228 nucleotides long. RefSeq lists its product as hypothetical. Lineage: Eukaryota; Oomycota; Peronosporomycetes; Peronosporales; Peronosporaceae. The transcript is spliced from 2 exons. The annotation marks the transcript as partial. The record is from RefSeq and is a predicted model, not a curated record.
CUCAACCUGCGCCUCAAAGACGAGUUGCUUCAACAGCAGCUCUACUUCUCAGCGCUGCAGCAGAAGCUCACAGAGGCGCCGUUAUGGUCGCGUUCUGCAUUGUGCCAAGAGCUGUUUGACCGUAUGCACGGCUAUCUGCACCUGGUCGGGUCUGACACGGACCGGCGCAAGGAACAACUCCAAGCACGCUUCGAACUGGGCAUACGACUUGCUCCAGAGCUCGUGGAGAACUUCACGCGCGAGUUUGUACCACUCACGUCGCCGGUACUGCCGUUUUCGCGGACCAGCACAGCAGCAACCACCAUCGCCGCACCACUGAGUGCUCCAAGUGGGAACGACAGGGAUAAAGACGGCAGUAUCUGCGGCACACUCGUGUCCAAUAUCUUCGUGUGCAAAGUGCCAGCCAGUGCCUACAUCCCGCGGAUCUUCCAGACUUUGGUGGACAAUCUCAAGAAUACCUCGAUCGAGCUCGAACGCCGUCUCGGCGUCCUGCUUGAAGUCAAGCACGAGGUGGAAAUGGGGGCGUCUACCUACUACGCGCGUGUCGAGCGUCAAGACGGCGAGAUGCGCGGCGCGCACACGAACCGGGCGUGGACCGGCAAGCUGAUUAGUGACGACUUGGCCGUCAUUGUGACGGACUUUGUAGAUGAAGACGACGACGAAGCAAGUGACGCGGCAAGAAAAGCAGUGCAGGACGUGCAAGUCGGCAGUGAUGGUGUGCCAUUGGUGCCGGCCUCGUCAACGUCGGGCCUUCGUAUCGACAUUUGCUCGGUGCUCACUAUUGCGCGAGUGAAGGACCCGGAAACGCAGCAGCCGAUCGUGUUGAUGCGUCGACUGCGCGUGCAUCGCUACAAUCUACCGCCCAACUCGCCUGUGAUCCACCGGGAGCUCAACAAGCUACUGUCGUAUUUUAAUGGAGACUUCCACAUGGCGAUGCUCAGUGACGCGUAUAUGAACAUGAGCAACGACGGGAGUGAGUGCGGUCGAUCAGAGUCUGAGAGCAAGACGAGGAUCAAAGAGGAAGUCGAAGACACCGAGUCGGACGAAGAUCGGAUCACGAAAAAGAGGAAAACCAGUUCAAUCAAGGAGGGCGUCAGUGCAAGUGACUCGAGCGAGAUCUAAGCUCGUCCUUGUUUUAUUUUUUUUGUAAGGUCGAAUAAAUUGCCCGCAGGUAGGCACAUACCAAACAAUUUACGUAGUGGCAAAUAGACAAAAUAAUUUAUCGAGU